Dendrobium catenatum is the source of this 996-nucleotide messenger RNA. RefSeq lists its product as uncharacterized. Lineage: Eukaryota; Viridiplantae; Streptophyta; Magnoliopsida; Asparagales; Orchidaceae. The record is from RefSeq and is a predicted model, not a curated record.
UGUGCAUCUCCUAAUGAAAACGAGCUCAUUGCCAUGGCAAAUGCCUUGUCUUCCCAACAAAGGUUUAGUUUUGUGCAACGGCACACAAAUACAGAAAAAUGGCUUCCGUCGGUGCAAUCAUUGUUCGAUCUCUUGAAACCAGCAAUACUUCUUUUGCUGGAAAGAGGAAUCAAAUUGCUCAUUGUGACCCUUGGUUCUGAUGGUGUAUUUGUAUGCUUCAGAGAUGUUGCUGACUUCCUGAAAGACAUUACUAUAAAGAACAAAGAAGAAGUUGAUCACAAUAGACAACUAUUGAAGCUUAUCAACAAAAAUUGCCCUCCUCACCACCAUGAAAGUUUCCUGAGAUUUGUACAGAUGAGUUCAGGUUCUUUUGCCUUUCAUCUUCCAGCACCACCUGCUUCAGUGGUGAGCCUUACUGGCGCCGGCGAUUGCUUGGUUGGUGGAAUACUUUCUUCUCUUUGUUCUGGUUUGGAUAUCAUGCAAAGUGCUGCAGUAGGUGUUGCUACAGCGAAAGAGGCAGUUGAGGCUUUUAAUAAUGUGCCAGUUGAAAUAUCAUUGAACAGAAUUGCUUCUGAAACUCACAAAAUUCUUUCAGGUGCUAAGCAACUAAUCUUUGAUGCUUAGUUUGUUUAUGAUUUCAGAAGUUUUUUGAGAAGUGAGAACCAAAUGUUAGCUGUUUUCUUUGUAAUGGACUUAGCCGUUGUGUCGCUGAUUUCUUUUUUCGGGGGAUAUUUAGGCCAAUUAAGACAAACUCACAAACAAAACACAGGCAAGCUUCGAACCAAAGACCUCUUGAUUGAUAGUCAAAGUUCCCAAUCAAAAGAUAGAAGUGAGUUGCGUUUGCUACUUUCUUUAUAAAUCUGUUUUUGUCAAAUAAAAUCCUAAUUCUUCAUUUAAUCACAAAUGAUGAAUUUGAUCUUAUAUUCCUGUAUUUUAAUGUGGACUGAGCUUAUGUAAUUUGAUUUUUAAUGGUCAUUUUUGUUUGAUUCUAAAUUA